Molecule: messenger RNA, 2761 nt
Organism: Populus euphratica (Euphrates poplar)
Lineage: Eukaryota; Viridiplantae; Streptophyta; Magnoliopsida; Malpighiales; Salicaceae
Product: Protein kinase superfamily protein
Exons: 6
Coding region: 1205-2377 (390 amino acids)
Biological process (GO): protein phosphorylation
Cellular component (GO): plasma membrane
Molecular function (GO): ATP binding; protein serine/threonine kinase activity
Source: RefSeq, a predicted model, not a curated record
UGGUUGCAAAUCACUCAUGAAGUUAGCCAACUUAUUUAUAACUUGAUCUUGUUUCCUUGGAGAUAUACUAACAUGUAUUGUAUGGUCCGAUUUGUUUUUCGUGUAUAUCAAAACCAGAGUGCAUAGGGACAUGGUAUUCGUACAAUGGUUUUGUACUUUGGUUUACUUUUCUUUUAAACACACUUUCGGAUGCUAUAUUUAGAAACACACACGCUCUCUCUCUCCAACCGGCCGUAUUUUUGCCAACCUCGGCGCUUCCCACGCUUUCUCUCCACUCUAUUUGGUUAAUAACAGUCGCUUUAUCUUUUGUUCGAUUAUUCUAAGUUAAUAUUUUUCUUUGAAAUCCCAUCCACAAAAAAGCCCUCUUCUCUUCUUCCAUUUAUAUUGUGUGGAAGAAAACUAAGGGAAUGUUGAUGAUGGUGGUGAAUAUGACAUUAUUGAGCCUUCACCGACUCUAUCCUUGCUCUUCGUAUCCGUUUUUAGAGAUUUCAAAGUCAACUUUAUUGCCUUUUCUUUGACUUUUUUUGGUUUAUAGGUUUUGCUUGCUUGCAUGCGUGCUGUUUUUUUUUUUUUUUUGUACAUAAAGGUUUGUUUUUUCGAAAUUUUGCUAGUUUUUGAAUUCUGGGUCAUUCUUAUUUUAUUGGGCUUUGUUUAGAUAAUGGUGGGAAUUGUGUUGUUUUCUUAGGGUUUACCUUUUGUUUUUGUUCGCAGUUUUGUUUCGUUCGGAUACGGGAAAUAAACAUAUAUACAGUCGAUGAUGGGAAAUUUAGUUUUUGAACCAAUGUAAGGGUCAAUUCGUAGACCAUAAGAACAAAGAAUUUUUAUUCUCAAUUCUGAUUGGUAGGCAAUCUAUUUACAAAUAGUGAAUUUUUUUGGUUAUAAGGUCAAUAUUGGAGGGAACUUGAAUAGGAUUUUGGGUUGGUGAAACUGGGUUUCUACUUGAUCAAAGCUUUUCGUUGCUAUCUUUGAUCAGUAAUUUGAUCUUAGGAGGGGUUUGUUAUGCACAUUUAAUUUGUAAUUGCAUAAGAAUUUUGAAACUUUUCCCUUUUUGAUCUUCAAAUCGUGAUCAGUUCAUGCGAAUUCGAAGGCAAUGAGUGUGAUGAUGAAAAAUUGAAGGUUUUUUGUUUUACUUUUCUAGGAUUGUCGUCUAGAAUUUAAGGUUGUCUCUGGGAUUCACGACUUGUCUUGUAUUUGGUUCUUUAUAAUGGAUUCAAAAACAAGCGGUGAGGCUGGUGAUGUCAUGCCAGAGAAGAAACCGGAUAGCCAGGAAGGUGGUGCCAAUUCAAAGGUGAAAGGUAUAGGAGGUGUGAGUAGCAAAGAUAUGUAUUUUCGAGCUGAUAAAAUCGAUCUUAAAAGCUUGGAUGCACAGCUUGAGAAGCACCUGAGCAGGGUUUGGUCAAGGAACACCGAAAUCCAAAGGCCUAAAGAAGAGUGGGAAAUUGAUUCGUCUAAAUUAGAAAUAAGGCACGAGGUAGCCCGUGGUACUUUUGGGACCGUGUAUCGUGGCACUUAUGAUAAUCAAGAUGUUGCAGUGAAAAUGUUGGACUGGGGGGAGGAUGGUAUUGCCACAACUGCUGAAACCACUGCUGUGCGGGCAUCAUUUCAGCAAGAGGUUGCUGUCUGGCACAAGCUUGACCAUCCUAAUGUUACAAAAUUUGUUGGAGCAUCAAUGGGAACUUCAAACCUGAAAAUUCCUGCCAAAAACCCAUCUGAUGGUUACAUCUCCCUUCCUGCUAGGGCAUGCUGUGUUGUUGUUGAGUAUCUCCCUGGUGGGACGCUUAAACACUACUUGAUAAGAAAUAGUCGAAAAAAACUUGCUUUUAAGGUUGUGAUCCAACUUGCUUUGGAUCUCUCAAGGGGUCUUAGCUAUCUACAUUCAAAGAAGAUUGUACAUCGUGAUGUCAAGACUGAAAACAUGUUACUAGAUUCUCAUAGAAAUCUCAAAAUUGCUGAUUUUGGUGUUGCCCGUGUUGAAGCUCAGAAUCCAUGUGACAUGACUGGUGAAACUGGCACACUUGGAUACAUGGCCCCAGAGGUUCUUGAUGGCAAACCGUAUAACAGAAGAUGUGAUGUCUACAGCUUUGGCAUCUGCUUAUGGGAAAUAUAUUGUUGUGACAUGCCUUACCCUAAUCUUAGCUUCGCUGAUGUCCCCUCUGCUGUUGUUCGACAGAAUUUACGGCCAGAGAUUCCAAGAUGUUGUCCAAGUUCUUUAGCAAAUGUCAUGCGAAAAUGCUGGGAUGGAAAUGCAGAAAAACGUCCUGAAAUGGCUGAGGUGGUGAAAAUGUUAGAAGCGGUUGAUACAAGCAAGGGAGGGGGGAUGAUACCUGAAGACCAGGCAUCUGUCUGUUUCUGUUUGACCCCUGCUCGCGGACCCUAAGUUGUGUUCUUCACCUUCCUCCUCGUUGUCUCUCCCCCUUUCAUUUUGUAAUGAGUCGGAGUUGCGACAUCCAGCUCUUAGUUCGAUUGGUUAUGAUCUUUUGCUUCACAAGAUGAAAAACAUUCUACUCAUUAUUCUGCAAGAAUGGGGAAAUAAGGUGGUUUUUUAAUUGUUUUGAAGUUGUAAUCUUUUGCUUAUUACAAGCUACCGGGCUUGUUGCACAUGAUGUGUUUACACUGGAAGGGCUUUGCAAUUCAUGCGUGAUAGCUCUUGCAUUUUAGGAAAGCAGUUUUGGUAGAUUGGUUGGAUCGGGACGUGUGAAUAACCGGUUAGUGGCAUGGAACUGCAGCCUUUUGAGGAUGUAAGCCUGUAAACAUUUUUUGC